AUGCUGGAACUUUUUAGGGCGGAGUCUGCCUCCUAUGGCACUCAGGUGUACGAUGAGUGCCAAACACCAAUUCUUGAUUCAUGUGAUCAUUUCUAUUUGGAAUGUUUGGAGAAAUCACAUUCAUGUGGUGACGAUGAGGGUUACGCUCUUGGUUUUGGCCUUGGGCUGUGCCAACAUUAUCCGGCACCAGAACUCUUUUCGGUAGGGUUGAGAGCCUGGUACAGGGAGCUGCGACGGUGCCUAAAGUUUUCCCUGGUUGAAACACUGGACAAAGCCGAUGGCAUGACGUGCAAUGACCUCGAGCAGUUUCUUACGGUGGAUCAUUACCGUGAUUGUUUCAAUCAAUAUAAUGAUGGUAACAGCAUAUGUGGUGGAGACAAUUACAAGGACUUGUUGGAUGUGUUGAGAGACCUAGAGUUUUAUUUUGAAAAGAACCAAGCUUUUUGGGAUGCGUUUGUCAGAUAUGCGAAUUCUUGUGGUCUGACAACAAAUGAAUGGCGCUUUUAUGACAUUCCAAUUAUAAAUAUUCCUACUACUUUUGAAGAUUGGCCAGAAAACAUCAACGAAUUCAUAUUCAUUGGGAAGGUUGAAAUCAGUUUCAAGCUUUUGCAGCCCUAUUUCGAUCUAACGACAGAACAAUCAGAAGAUAUAGUGGACACGGUACUCUGGCUCUUGCGGGUGAGCAUCGAUUUUUCUUCGUUUGAGAAGAUAACAAGAUUUGGAGAGACCUCUAUUUCAGAAGACAAGACCUGGACUUUUAAAUUGCUGGUUGUUGCUCAAGACGAAGACGCAGCAGAAAGGGUGGCUGCAGAUGUGAGAGCAUAUUUUUCCUCAAAUCUAAAUGGAAAUGAUGGCGUUAUUGUUGUGCCAGAUUAUGACGACGACGAUGUCGAUGAUGCUUUUGUUGCGCUUUCCGAAUACGUUGAGUUCUUGUAUGCGGAGAAAGUCAAUAAAACCAGCUGCCAGGAGCCAUCAGGGAAAACGUGCAAAUUCUAUUCUGAAUGCUUGGAAGAAAAGUUUCAAUGUGGAGAUUCAGGAUAUCCCCUUGCCUUUGGAUUGCACUAUUGUGAAGUCUUUCUACGAAAUGAUCCAGACUUUUCAGAAGAAGGACUUGUUUGGGCAGCCAAAGUUCGACAGUGUUUGCAGGAUGCACUUGUCGAAACACUGGACAGAGAUAUGAGUUGCGAGGAAGUCGAAACCUUUGCCUUUGAUAGCCACCCGGAAUGUUAUGCGUCAACCGGGUAUUGCUUCAUUCCAGUUUCUGAUUGGUGGAAUCUCUUCUGGGCAGUGGAACCGAAUGUCCAAAUCUCAGGAGCUUUUUGGAGUCAAGUGGGCCAAACGAUCAUGCUAUGUGGGCCAAAAUGGGUGCACGCGGCGGAGUUUCUGGUGAUGCUCGGGAAGCUAUAUUCGGAGAUGGUGGCGGAGGACAUGAAACAGUCGUAUGUGGAUACUGUUCUUCUCUUGGAGUCCUUAGUCAGUAAAGGAACAGAAUACAUCUUCCGCGUGGCGCCUAUUAUGAAUAACAAUAGACGCCUGGCCUCAUCCCCCGGAACAUCGUUACAGAUGAGUGACACUAUCAAUGCGACCGCGAUUGUUAAUGAUUUCAUCACCAACUAUAUAUUUACGAUGGAUGACAUUGAUGCAAUGGUGUUACCUGGUGAAGUUAUUAGCCCGGUUGAUGGGACGAAUACAUUGUCAUUCAAUCUGUUUGUUGUUGGGCUCGAUAAAACGACUACUGAUAUGGUCUUCUCGAAGGUUGCAGACUUGUUUGAGUCGACAUCCACUGUGACUGUCGAUGGAUUCAACUUGGAAUUAAUAUCUGCUACCAAAUUCGAUUACGACUUUUUGGAAGGUACAUCAUCCUUGAGCCCUACGAUGGAACCAACUGAUAGGAUUCAGGCAUCUAUAGGACCCAGCACAAGCUCUCCAACAGCACUGAUCACUACCGAUGGUUUGGAAGGUACAUCAUCCUUGAGCCCUACGAUGGAACCAACUGAUAGGAUCCCGGCAUCUACAGGACCCAGCACAAGCUCUCCAACAGCACUGAGCACUACCGAUGGUGUGGAGGCUGCAUCUUUGACCCCCACGAUGGAUGUCUCAGGUCGCCCACCUGAAACUCUUUGCCAGCCAACCGUCGGUUGA
Cylindrotheca closterium is the source of this 2142-nucleotide messenger RNA. The record is from the annotation of a GenBank genome assembly. NCBI's taxonomy places the organism in Eukaryota, Bacillariophyta, Bacillariophyceae, Bacillariales, Bacillariaceae.